Rubroshorea leprosula is the source of this 1635-nucleotide messenger RNA. Lineage: Eukaryota; Viridiplantae; Streptophyta; Magnoliopsida; Malvales; Dipterocarpaceae. The record is from the annotation of a GenBank genome assembly.
AUCACUGAUCUAUCUUCUCCUUGAGCUUUCAAACGGCGUCGUGCUUGUGCUUCUCUGGGUAUCAGCACCAAAGAGGGAGGUGAAUUAAGAUGAAAAAUUCGGAUGGAAAAUAUGGCAUGCAUUGAGAGGAAAGGAUGCUGCUUUCUUAUUAGAUAUAUUUCGAUUUAGAGGUGAAAUGCUUAUGGUAAUGUGUUGCUAUUAGUUCUGCUAAUAUUGGUAUAGAUAUGGUUGAAUUUUCAGUUUAGUGUGUGCACACCAACUGUUCGACUAUUUGUCCCAAUGAACUUCUCAAUUUCCUUCAAAAUGCAAAGGAGAUCAAUGAUAAGUUUGCGCCAAUUUUGUAGAUAUGAUUCUAUGCACAAAAAAGACCCCUUUGACGGGGUGUCUUCCAUCCCAUGUCAAAAUUCAGGCUCUAUGUGGAUUCCUGUGAAGCAGAAAUCAAGUGGAGGAAGGAGGCCUAAGAAGAAAAUCUACCACAGGGAUUAUGAACUUGAUAGAGUAAUGGACUUACAAAAGAAGCCAUCUUUGAUACUGCAGCUCAAGUCCAUUAUCCAAUCCCAAAAGCAACAAUGUCUCCUUCUAAGGGACCUUGAAAAGGAAGUUGGGUUUGUGCAGAAAUGGAACUUCAUGGCGGUCAUUGAGAAGUACCCUUCAAUAUUCCGUGUUGGUGGUGGUAGCAGAGAACCCCCUUUUGUCACACUUACCCAGAAGGCCGAAAAGAUUGCCAGUGAAGAGGCUGAAGCAAGGCGGUUAAUGGAGCCUAUUUUGGUUAAGAAUCUAAGGAAGUUGUUGAUGUUGUCCAUUGACUGUAGAGUGCCACUAGAAAGGAUUGAAUUCAUUGGGCAUGAGCUGGGUUUACCUCAGGAUUUCAAGACAUCGUUAAUUCCAAAAUACCCAGAUUUCUUUUCAGUGAAAGUUGUUAAUGGUAAAGCUUGCCUUAAUUUAGAAAAUUGGGAUUCUUCACUAGCAGUGACUGCUCGUGAGGAGAGAUUAGCAGAUGAAGGUGUUUAUGAUUCAAAUGGUAAACGCAAGAAGGUUAGGAUUACAAAAGACGGUAACUACUUGGGUCCAUUUGCAUUUAAAAUGUCUUUUGCUGCUGGUUUUAGACCAAAUAACAGUUAUCUUGAGCACCUUGAGAGCUGGCAGAAAAUGGAAUUCCCUUCCCCAUACUUGAAUGCUAGGAGAUUUGAAGUUGCAGAUCCAAAAGCUCGAAAAAGAGUGGUUGCUGUGCUUCAUGAACUUCUUAGUUUAACUAUGGAAAAGAGGAUGACAUCCGCACAAUUAGACGCAUUUCAUUCAGAAUAUCUCUUACCAUCUAGGUUACUACUCUGUUUGAUAAAGCAUCAUGGUAUAUUCUACAUCACAAAUAAAGGCGCAAGGAGCACUGUGUUUCUUAAAGAAGCUUAUGAUGGUUCCAUUUUGAGGGAUAAAUGCCCCCUGUUAUUGUUUAAUAGUAGAUUUGUUGCGCUGAGUGGUAGAAAAGAGAUUGAUUCAUGUAGUGGAAUACCUUCUUCAUAUGGCUUCAGCUGAAAACUUGAUUUUGUUACAUUAAUGAUAUAAAAAAUGGAUUAUUUAUGUUGUUUUUUAUGAGAUUGUCACCGCCUGUAUGAUGACCAGGAACAUUUAAUUGCUGAU